AUGGAAAUAGUGCGUAAACGCCCACAGCGUCAAAAAUCUGCUAAAAAGUCGGAGGAAUCAAGAGACACGGAUGUCACGACGAGUGGCAAUGAAGAUGCGAAGAAAUUCGCAGUUCAAGUGGCAAUGACGGAGCAGGAUUUUAUUCAAGAGCCACUGGCAACAAACGAGACAGUUUGUCGUAAUGAGGAGGACUUGAUGACUUUAACACAAGACGGAGAAAUGCCAAGGGAACUGGAACUACUUGAAGCUGAAGGAUCAGGCUCUCAACCUCAUAAAGAUCAUGAAGCAGAGAGCCAAGAGUUUAUACAGCAGGUUCAGGACAACGCUACCGAUACUUUAGAGAUCCAGGACAAGAUCAAUGCCUUUUCACCAUUGAUUUCGGUGAAGAAUGGAGCCAUUUCUGUUCCUACAGCCCCACUUUUUGAAGAUGCAGAGCUUUCAAAGGACCCUUCAACACAGUUGCUGCUAGAAACGAGUGCUUCAUCUUUUCCAACUGCGUCGCUACCGACGCAAUCGGCUAUCCCACGUGUAGGCUAUGAGAAUACAGUUUCACCGGGUACUGAUGCAUCUGCACCGUCAGCGCCACCGAUAAUUGAAGACGACGACGACGUGACGGAUCAUUCAAGCACGACUCCGUCGGCACCGUCGUUGUCACCUACAGCAUCAAAGAAGAUGCAUCAAGUUGCUGCAUUACCGCGGAACUCGGAGAAACUGAGCCCCGUGAUGAGAAAUUCAGUCAAAGGAGCAGCGACGAGUGUGUCAGUAGAAAGUGCUAGCAGGGCAGUACGACAUUCGUUUGCUACAUCGCAUCAGGCGGAGGAGAAAGCUGGGAUGCAUAGCAUUUAUCCGUCCAUCCAGCAGGAAGUUGCGAGAGGAAUGACAUUAAUCACAGAAGAAAAAGCUUGUGAAGCUCAAGCAACAUACCAGCAGCUUCUAAAGAAAAAACAUGUUCGUGUGAAGCUAGAGCCAUUCAUUAACUACGAAAUGACCUUGAUGCGAGCCGAGGCGUCACAAAAGCGUCAGGAAACGAAGAUGCGUCACAUUGAGACAAACAAAGGCGAGCUGUACGCGCGGUUGGAGCGAUACUUGUUUUCAGAGUAUAUAUUGCACAACGCUGCGUCGAGGUUGGACGAGUACAAAAAGAAAAUUGAUGUGCUUAUCAAGAAAGUGUGGACUUUGGAAAAGAAGCGAGUUUCUUUGGCAAAGCGCUGUGGCGACAACGUGGAAAUUGAGCAGCAAAUGGAGUUUCAAGCUGCAAAGUUGGAGACGCUUCAGCUUGAGAAGUUAGAAGUUCAUCUUGAUAAGCUACGGCAGCUACGAACGGUGGAAGCGUCGAUGCAUACUUUUGAUCGUGCGAUUUCCUAUUUUCAAGUGGAGCAGUACUUAAACAGUGUGCUGCAAGAGCCGAAUCUAGUCAUGUUUCUGAACAAAAUGAGCUCGUCGUGUGGUGGUACUAGCGGCAUUGACGAUUUGGGUCUUGUCCCAGAAAGCGCAAACUUUUACGCAGCUUUGCCUCAGGGCUCGUCCCUUGUAUCGACAGUGGAUCACUUGAGGUACUGUUUAGAUGUGCUCAUUUUCUUUGAAAAGAAGGUGACUUUGGGGGAGGAAGGAGUGUUUGGACGUGUGCCGCAUUCGUUUUACCGGGGCGAGCUUAUUUGGUAUAGUAAUCAUGCCAAGAUGCACUACAGCGCUGGGGGUGGCGCCGGAAUGGAGCGUAAAAUUAAGUGCUAUGCUUGUAGCAGCUUGAACGCACCCAUGAAAUCCAAUGAAUGGUGCAAAUUGUGUGAAAGCUGCGAGGUGGUACUGUAUCUCCCACCAUCAUCUGUAUCGACGAAGACGAACGAGUGGUUUGCAAGUAUGCUGCGGUUCCGCAAGUCGUUACAGAAAUGGAUUUCGGCGUGCUUGCAGAGUCUCCUGCGUACGAAGUCGCUCCAGAAUAUGCCGUAUCUUCUGAUGCAUGUGAUGUACUUGCCUCGGAUUUCGACCGAUGAACGGUCGUGGUUUUUAGAAUUCCUGCAGUUUCCGCGAGCAAUGGUAUGUACAGAUGGCUCGUUAAGGAACGCGUGGAGUGAAGAUUUAGUGGACCACUAUAUCGCCAUGUUGCAUUUAGUGUUUCAUCCCGAGAAAUUGCGGCGCAUGUCGGUCAUCGUAUCCAGCGGAUCUACUAAUGGUACGAAAAUUGCUAAAAGCGCCAACGUGGGUGUAGCGGAUACCAAAGGAGUCGUACCUUCGGAAUGGGUCCUGUUGGAGAAUCCAGAAAUGCUGGAUCGAUAUUUCCUGUCGGACGAAGAUUUUGUUGCUGUCUUAAACCAAUUUCCGAACACGUUUGCAUUUGAGCAGUUGUUUUGUUGCACCGCAAACGUGAAAAAGUGUUUUAGCCGAGCUCUGACGCUGGUUUUGGAAUUUACUCACAGUUUGCGAGCAUUUCAAGAGUUUGAAAAGUUGCCGGCGCGAAUUGCGCAGCUUCUUGGACAAUUACUUUCAGACGCGGCGGAGCUUCCCGGAUCAGGCCGGCCUAAUGGUUUUCGGGUAAAAGAUACCGUGUGUUAUCCGACACUCCUGGACCAGUUGUUCCUUACCAGUUUGCACGGUUUGAUGGCAGCUGAUUGUAAUCGUGUGGCAUGGAAGAGUUUGUGUUUGUACCCUUUUGGCUCCUUGUCUGAACUGGCGAAAUGGGAUGUGCUGGCUCUACUUUUGUUUAAUCUACAAAGUCUACCAGCAGAGGCGAAAACGAGAUCUGGGUGGAUGCAGUUUAUUGGUAAAUUCAAUUCCCAGGGCGCAAAUGCAGGGGCACUGGCCCGCCAACACCUUUAUAACCUGAUCGAAACGGAUAUCGAGAGCUCGAUGUAUCUCCUGAACGCGGUGGCAAGUCUUGCUGCAUCGUGUCAGUCAGGUCCUCUUGUCGACGGAGAUCGAUUUGGCGAGCGGCAUGAUUUGGUGUCUGUCGCAGUACACGAGUUGUUUAUUGCAGGGUACACCGUUGAAAGAUGCCAGCAGGCCUUAGGCAAAAACGGUGAGCGAGCAGCAGGUCCCUUAAGCACGAUUUGUUUGGCACAUCCGUGCGUGCUAUCGCUUCUCAUUACGCUGCUUUCUAAGUAUCACCAGUGUGCAGAGACAUGGAUUCAUGUGUUCGAGAUGUUUCCAAUCAAUCGCUGGAUGCCAACUGCGCAGGAUUUGCUAAACUUGCAAGAAUGGCUGCUACUUGAAGAUACAUCAUCAUCACGUUGUGCGCUGGCGCGUUUUCUUCUUGAUCACAUCAAUUGGGAGUAUGACGUCAAAUCGAAACGAUUGUUUACGGACGCAAUGCUACACCGCCAAGUAGCUCUCAUGGUUGCCGAAGCGCUAGUGUUAUACAAAACGCGAAAAGAGUGUGCAAGCGACCCUGAAUCAGCUAUUGUACUGUCUGGAGGAGGGUCCCCACAGAAGCUUAAGGUCACUUCAAUCGCCAAAUCGAUUCGUCGCGCUUUAUGGCUAGGUGUGACGGUAGAUUUUGAGAAGUGGUGCUGGAAACUUAUGCUCAAACUGAGAUUUUAUUCUCCGAAGACGCAGGAGCCAUUGCUUGCACUUAUCGAUCUUCGUCACGGUCGCUCUCGCGACGCUUUGACUUUGCGUAGGUGGUUUGCUGGAGCUUCUGUGUUACGGGCUGUGUCUUCUCGCAAAACUUUUCCGUUCUAUACUUCAUUUGAGGAGCAAGUUUCGCAGUAUGGACUCGCUGACAACAAUAGACGUAGUGCACUGGAAACAGAGAUCGGCGGAAGCACUGGUGCUCCCAUUCAACAGGAAAGUCGAAAGCUUUUGACACCUCAAAUUCACAAAGAAAUCGCCGGAGCAGAUAUUGAGUCGACAAUUGCUGUUACAGCAGCUCCACGAACGGAGCCUAUUGUGGCUUAUGUAAUAUGCCAGAUGACGACAUUUGUGUUCAGCGACCGUCUCGAUCGCUGGGAGCCGUUGUUAGUGUUGCUAAAAAGCGAAUAUUUUCCGGCAGCUAUCAAAGUACUCGAAAAUGUAUUCCCUAUUAUAGCUCGACUGCACAAGACUAAAAAUUGUCCGUUAAAAUCUGUAUCAGCGACAGCGUCCCAGCUAGAUUUCGGACACGGAGCUAAGACGUGCACUGGAAAUAGCGAAAGUGACGGGAUUGCAGAAUUAUCCUGUGACGAAGCUGAAACUGAAGGGCCUAAACUGAGUAAUGGUGUGGUAAUGGAAUAUGACAACGAGCUGGAGGUUUGUAUGGCGGCGAUGCAAGCUCUGUCUAUCGACGAGUUGUUGUGCUUGUUGACCUCGCUGCACGAGUUCUCAUAUAUCAAUACCGACGAACUUCAUCGCAUGCAAGAAGUUCUUAAUAAGGGUUGUAUUGGUGGGUGGGAAAACACAGCCAAGGAGCGGAUUAUGGCAAAACUUCGGUUUGUGCGUGAAUGCAGUCGCUAUUUGCACCCUGUUGUGCUACCCGCGCUCAUAAAUGAGUGUUUUCCCCAAUCGAGCUCCAUGUCAGUCACAACCUCAGCUUUAUUUCAUGGAGCAAUGUCGUGGCUUUCUUCGGCUCUUGGGGGUGAGCGUAGCACAGGGGCAUUGUCACCGUCGGCAUCAUCAUCGACCAGCGCCGCCCUAUCCAUCCGGAACUCUUCUUUGACUGCCACGACUGCUUCGCUCGCGAUGAUACCAAAUAACAGCUAUUCUGAGUCAACAAAAUCGCUGUGCGCAUUGAUCCGACGGUCCUUUGAGUGUGCCGUAGACGAUUUAAUUCUUGCAAAUUCAAUGCGGUUCUGGAUGAAGGCAUUAUUACACGUUCCGUUUUGGUACGAAAACGCUGCGUUUCGACAUAUCCUAGAUGUCAUGCUGCACUGCAGUAUGGAAAGUUUCUGCGAGUCCUCUCUCAGAAAGGAUUCAUUGAGUGGAAGCGCGAGUACCGGUGCAUCAUCAAAAACACUGUUCGAAUUGGUGGAGUUGAUUGAGUCUGCAUUUGACGCCUUUUGUCGACGUGUAGCACAGCAGGCAACAAAAGAUGCAGGGCAACCAGAACAACAGUUUGUCGACAAUGAGCCAGUUCUUGUUAUGAGUUUUCUUCCAGCAGUCGCCGCUUCGGUAACAUUUGCUUCAGUAUUCGGUGGUUCAUUCGACGUUGCGCAAUACGUCAGCGGUUGUCCGCACUUGGCAUUAUGGAGUUUGCUUGUUGAGACGCGAAAGGAAGCUCCGCUGUUUCUGAUGAUGGGGCAGCUUAUGAUCAGAUUUGAACCUAAAACGAUGAAGAAGUUGGAAAAAAUGAAGAAGACAAAGGGUAAACUUGCUUCAGCUCUUGGUGCGAUAGGAGACGGGAAAAGUAUGGAUAAGCAAACAGAGGAGAUCAUCUACGAAGCCCCGAUUUCUGCGUCUCGUUUAGGCAACCCGUUGGCAUUCGGUCAUAUUAGCCUUGAUUCUCUAUCGCAGUACAAGAUAUUUCGCUGGUGCAAUUACUGCCUGGAUCUGCCCGAGUCAGAGCCUACGCAAGUCAUCUAUUGGCAGGUAUUUUUCGCAUUGUACUUUGCAACUGCUGGUGGUUCUCGUGUCUUUGCGCACCAUUUCCUGGACCGUACAGGUUACCGCAACUCAAAGCAUGUGCAUUUACGAAGACAUCUCCAGAAUAAACUACGAAAACUAGUUAAUUACUGCUCUAACCAGGCGCAGAUUGUUUUAACCGCUACGGGUGGUUCCAGUAGUCGCUCUUCAACUGGUGGGGGCUCCGCUUCGGACUUGAAGGAGCGGCGAUAUGCCCAUCUAGUGGCGCUUUCCCAGCUGUACACUGCUAUGAAUGCUUGGCUUGAAGAAAAGGACCCAAACCAGUGGCUGAAAGAAGAGGAACUGUCGGGUUUACCACGCCACUACGAGGUAGACCGGCUAAAAGACGUCUUGCGUCUCAGUGACGCAUUGCUAAACGCGCAUUCAGACAAGAUGAAAUGGUCCGAUUUGCCUUUGUGGAUGGGUUGGUGUGGCUUUGAAUAUACUAUGACGCGAACUACCUCGAAGUUGACGGCUGGCAAAAGUGAAGACGGCAGUACUAGUAGUUUGUUGGCAUCUCCCCUUCCACCAACCGCUCCAGUCGGCGAAGAAGAUGAUUUCUCUUUUGUGGAAGAAGCAUCGGUGCUCGCACGUCGACAUAGCAGCUUUGGAGGAGUUGCAGGACUGAAUAGCCUCAGCAUCAAACCUUUGCCUUUAGUAAUGGGGUCUUUCAGCCUAACGUCAUUGCCAACAGUAUCGGUUAUGAUAUCACCUGAUCGGUGUGCCAUCACACCCACUAUUCCAUUAAACAAGGCAGGCUUAAAAAUGCUGGCUAUGAAAUGCUCGGAGAAAUUGUCUGUUCUUGUGGCACUCGACUCUGAAAUGGUGGACAAUGUAUCUCAACUCUACCUUAGUAAGACAAGAACUGUGACACAGAGUCUGUCGUGUCCAGAAGGCACAAACUGUCGCGGUCCUGCGGCCUUUCGAUUUGAGUUCUUGGAAUGGAUAAUGAACUCACGCGCAGACGAUGCUAUUCAAUCGAUUCGUGCACAGGGUGAGCUAUGCGAUAUGAGCUCCAUGCUGAUGACAAAUGUGAUACCAUCGAUAAGCGAACAUGGCGACCAAAUGCACGAUGAAAGCGGUAUGGCAAUCGUCACGGCAACAUCUACUUCAGCUGAACAAUUCCUGCAGCUCGAUGAAGAUGGAUUGAUGUUAUCUUUCCAAAUAUUACUUAUCGACCAGGUUGUGCAAACGCUCAUCAGGGAACACGAACGCUUGAAACAAAAACUAGAAAACGACGCCCCGGUGAGUUCGACAGCAACUGACGACGUUGUAAGUACCACCAAAGAGAAGAACGUUGACGCGGCGGAUGAUAUUGCGGAGAAUGAGUUGCUUUUGCCUAUCCAAAGGACAGAUCAAGAGGCGGAACGGUUGCAUGAAAAAGGUCUUGAGUGGUUUCGUCUUCUCACUGAGCUCGACACGAAGCUGUCCCGAAUGGUGCCACCGUUGAGCGAAGCACUAUGGCGAGCAAUUAAGCAGCUGGGAUUAAACUUUGUUUGCGUUGACGAACGCGAGACUUGCACUCUGCUUCAACUCAUGCUGGAUGACCCAUCCCGCAUCAACCUACUUAGCGAAUGUUUCUUUCCGGCGGCUGCGCCAUCGUUUUUUGUGGAAAUGUUUGCAAAACUGAUGAGUGCAAGCAGUUCUUCUAAGCUCUCGAGCAACGAGAAGCUUAUUGUGUUGCGCCGCUUUGACUUUCGUGCGUGGUUGAAGACUCCACAGACGCCCACCAAAUUCGAUCGCGACACCGUUUUGUGCAUGGUUCUGGGUGAUAUUAGCCACCAGUUUCCUGCAGAUCGUAGUUUGAUGAAAACUACCCGAAAAGCUACGAACACCAGCGCGUGUAACCCCUUGGACAACGUGCUGCGUGUGUACGCGAAUGUGCUCCAGCUAAUAUGUUCUGCUCACUUGGAAGACCAUGUUGAAAAAAUUGUGCAUGCUUUAGUUGGCAUCCACAAUGACUACCGAUUCCAAAAUUCAAGUGGAUACAAUAGUGUCACGACUUCAACUGUCAGCGGUGGCGACGAUUCUAGCAUCUCUGAGGCACCGGCUUUACCAUGUCCGGUAGAUGUUUUGGUCUGGGAGUCUUUGGUUAGUAUUCCAUGGGCUUCCUGGAAAGAGCUCCCGCUUACGCAAAUCGAGACUUGCGUCAGGUUUCUCAGCCAGCACAUGACAUCGCUGCGAUGGCAAGGUGGACUGUCUGGCAGCAAUGCCUUAAACACUGGAAGUAAUAGUGAAGCACUUUGCGGCAAAGAGUUACAGAGUGCGUCACUUUGUUUAUCGACAAAGUUCCCUGUUGUGUACUGGCAGCGCCUUGGUGUUCUAAAGAGCUUUCUUGAUCUGUUCACGCUAUGCUGUCGUGUGGCCCCAGAAGAACAGCAGUGGGAACUAAUUACAGCGUUUUUCGAGCCCUUGCUUUCGACAUUGUACCAGCCAUCUACCAACACAGAAGGCUCGGCGAUUAGUGCACCAUGGUCGGACAAAGACACCAUUUCUACGGGCACUACCAUUUGUUCCUGCUUUGUGGCUACCUGCUCAGAGUACCUGAAGACUCCACCAGCAGUUAGACCAACACACGACACCUAUCAUUUGUCGCUGACACAAACAGCGAAGCUGUCACAAAUUUGGUCUUUCUAUCUUACGGUGCUUGUUCCGCAUGCACCUACCCACAUUUGCAAGCACUUUCAUCAAUUCAUGACGCGACUGGCAUGGGAGCACUGGUGUUUGACCUUGCAGAUUGUGCAGCAGAUGCGUGAACUUAUUCAGACGGAAAAACAGCAACUCACAGGAGCGGCAAUUGCGUCUAGUGACCAAAUGGUUCCGCCGCUACACUCUACAAUGUCGCCAUAUCCAUUUGUAUCAUGGCUAGUGCGUGACAUAUUAUGCCGCACAACUUGGAAAUCAACAAAUGCCUGGCUAGAAGCACAAAGCGAGGCUGUGUGCUCGUCAUUUCUACUUGAAUUUGCAAAGCUGUGCUUGGAGCUGGUGCUUGACCUACCACAUUUUCAUACUCAGUCUGGUAACGCAGUGUCAAGCAAUGCUCUUCCGCCUUACUUUGUCAACUUUAUUAAACAGCAAUCAGCCUUUUGGACGAAGUGGAAGAUGGUAGUGAGAGAUCUGGAGACGCUGCAACAGUUCGCGCUAGAUGCUUUAAUGGAGCCGCUUGGAAGCCGAGCGACCAUGAGAUCUAUGAGAAGUAUUGUUUCAGUUGGAUCAUUUCCGACGACGCCAAGCACAGCGAUAAUGCAGGACGCAUUCAUUAGACUGCAUUUGGCUCUUCGACUGUUCAGUCAGAUUACUACACUGCACCACGACAAACUUUCCAGUCGGGAAAGUUUGCAUCGAGUCGACCUCUUUCUUAGAUUGAUCUUUGGUGUAUUUGAAGUAAACGAUCGUGGUUCCCUGGACGGCAACCGUUACAACUCCGAGCAUGCGGCAUGGCUGAUGGUCCUCUACGGGUCAAGUUGCACAGCGCUGUACGAAAAACUCGAUGAAAUUGUACACCUCUAUAAAGCAAAAGCUGGAAACGAUAUUGGCGCUGAAGUUUCAGGUAGCUUAGAUGAGAUCGAUGAGGGUAUCUCAGAAGAAUGUUUGACGGCCACGAUAUCGGGAAUACUGCGGUUUUGCAACCUGUCGCUGGUGGAAGUGUUUUUCAAUCAAAUGCGUAGCAGUCCAAAGCCGGGCAGUGGAAGCUCUGCGCCAUCUUCAUCAGGGCUCAACUGGAACAAGUACGGCAACGUGAUGUUUGUGGAAAUUGACGCUCUUGUACGCAACUUUGCGUCCCAUCAAAAAGCAUUGCAACAGCAAAGUUACCGAGGGCAUCAACCUUCGGACCGUAGUUCUGUCAAGGAAGAGCAUGCAAGCGACACGAGUAUUUCUGCAGUCCAGUCUCCUGCGGAAGCGAUUGGGACACCUCUAGGAAAAGUUCUGUGGAGUUUUCUAGCUUUUCGUGGUGGAGAGCUGGCGUGCUUGGCUGCAUGUGGGCGCGCUGUGGCCUCUGUUCACGUAAUGAGCCAAGUAGCGGAGAAAAGCAUUGAGAAAUGGAUCAUUGAGGAGUGUCGAGGGAUGUGGGAUGUAUUGGCUUUGCGGUUGCACGUGCCUGAAUUGAGUUGUGACGAAUUUGAGGCAGCUUGCCUGGAGCAAGGAAAACUACUCACUCUUCAGGUUCUUUUCCUACAGCAGCUACGUCGCGCCCCAGUGCUGACGGAAUCGUUGAGUUUGGCGUUGGUGACCAAGUUGAUGGGAUGGAUUGAACGUGCUCGAGUUGAAAAUAGUGUUCUGGCACAAAUGAAGCUGUUAUUUCUGGCUGCGGAGGUGACAAACUUUGUAUGCAAGCCAUUGGCUGAGGUGCUCCCUUCAACGCUGAAAAAGCAAAUGCUGCGACAACUGUCCGAUCUACUAUUGAAACUGGGUCAUGCACGUCGCAACCAUGGCAUAAUGAAAGCGAUUGGUCUUGGUGGGUCUUUACAGUAUGGUGUUGAAUUUCACGUGUCCUGCAUGGUGGCGGGUAUAUUCCUACGGCUGCAGACACGCAAUGGCGCGCCGUUGCGAGUAGACGAUCGUAUUCGCUUCAAGAUGACCAGUACCACGGAAAAACACCUGCGUUCUUUAGAAACAUUGUUGCAGAGUAAAGACGCCUUUCAGCUCGGUAGACGUGCUGAUGCAUUCGUGGACUUUUCACGAGAUUCUCGUCGAAGUCUUGCAGACCAAGACGAGUUGUUUGUGAUGCUAUUCUCGAGCAUGUAUCCAGCUCAUGGGUGGCUACUUGCUAAGUGUCUAUCCUAA
Peronospora farinosa is the source of this 10314-nucleotide messenger RNA. The record is from the annotation of a GenBank genome assembly. Lineage: Eukaryota; Oomycota; Peronosporomycetes; Peronosporales; Peronosporaceae.